AUGGGCACGCUGUUAGCUCUCACGAUUCUAUUCUCCUACUGUUUAGUAUCGCUUCACGGACACGGAUACUUAUUAGAACCGGUUGCUCGUAGUUCAGCUUGGCUUGUUGAUUCUUCAUUUCGAGAAUGUUGUACUUGGCCUCAACACAUGGAAAUGUUCUGUGGAGGUUUAGGCCAUCAGUGGAAUGUCAAUGAUGGAAAGUGCAGUAUAUGCGGAGAAGCUUACGAUAAACCAAUUAAAGUAUUCGAAAAAGGUGGAGCUAUGUACAAAGGUACAAUUGUGAAAACAUAUAAUCAGGGUCAACAGAUUGAUGUAAAAGUAGUGUUAACAGCAAAUCACAAGGGUUACUUUGAAUUUCGUUUGUGUAACUUGGACGCUAGUCCAUCGGCCGAUGCCUCUCAAGAAUGUCUUGAUCGUCAUCUACUGAAAAUUGCAGAUACAGAUUCAACAAGAUUUCGUGAUGUUGAUAAAUACGGUUCGGAAAUGAUCACGCUUCACACCGAUGGUAAUAGUUGGGGUACAGAUCCUAGUACUGGUCAGUCUGGUGCCGGUCUCGGAAGAGAAAAUGAAACAUUUAUGGGCUGCUCUGAUAUUACAAUUUUAACAAAUGGGUCACCAAUAGAUCCACCAAUGGUUAUCAUACCCACAGCACCAACAAGGAUCAGUACGACUACUACUACAAGCGUUUCAUCAUCAUCAUCGAAUCCUUCAACAUGGUGGCCGACAAAUCCCUCUACAUGGUCAUCUAAGAAUCCAUCCACAUGGUGGCCAACAAAUCCUUCUACAUGGUCGUCUAAGAAUCCAUCAACAUGGUGGCCGACAAAUCCCUCUACAUGGUCGUCUAAGAAUCCAUCAACAUGGUGGCCGACAAAUCCCUCUACAUGGUCGUCUAAGAAUCCAUCAACAUGGUGGCCGACAAAUCCUUCCACGUGGUGGUCAACACCAACGCCAACAAAUUCUGCGUCAAAAUUCUCAACAACUACAACAACUGCUCGUCCACCACUUGGUUUAACAACAUGGUCAGCCGACCUCUUUGAUUAUCAGAUAGGUGAUGAAGUGAUGUAUGAUGGUGUGAAAUAUCGAUGCAUUGCUCCUCAUCGAUCAUACCGUGGCGCUGAGCCCGGCUUGCUUACGUGGGCAUGGUGGGAGCGUAUCGAAGAAAGUGAAGAAGCAAAUUGA
Adineta ricciae is the source of this 1179-nucleotide messenger RNA. Lineage: Eukaryota; Metazoa; Rotifera; Eurotatoria; Adinetida; Adinetidae. The record is from the annotation of a GenBank genome assembly.